GCUCACGAUGUCAUGAUGAGGUUUUGCUUUGGCUUGUCAAGGGCUUUUGGAAAGAGAGGUUUGUUGUCAUUUUCUGACACGUUUUUUGAUGAUGGGAACAAUGUUCCAUGAAUCCACUGACAUGGAUCCGCUUGCUCACGAUGUCAUGAUGAGGUUUUGCUUUGGCUUGUCAAGGGCUUUUGGAAAGAGAGGUUUGUUGUCAUUUUCUGACACGUUUUUUGAUGAUGGGAACAAUGGUGACGGACUUUGGACCGAGCGAGUUGGGUUCUCAUCAGGAAGACGAGGUUUGAGCUUCCAUCUUCUGCAAAGCAAAUCAAAGCGAAGCAAGAUGUGGACGAGCCGGCGAAUGAUGGUCGUAGACGUGAUGUCCAUGCUGGCAUCAGUGACAAUUUGGUCGUUGCUUUUUGAGGGGCUGCAACCUACUUUCCUCCUGCAGAGGAUCUUCGGGCGACCUCCGAGUUCGGCCUGUUCGCCACAGGGCCUGCAAUGUCCAGGACUGGUCUAGUUCCGCUCUUUUUCUCUCUUUCUUUGUUAAAGAGGAAUGAGAGAAAAGCAGCGAAACUGGACCACAAAUAUUGGGUGCGAAACCGCUCGAGUGACUUUGAACGACUGGAAUAUGAUUUUGAUCUCCAUGAUUCUAUAUAUCACAAGCGCGUCUUUCCUCGACCCAGAAUCUAUUUGAAAUUUGGUAUUAGAUGCUUAUGGUGUCAUGCGUACAGCUGAGUCAGUACUGACUGCUAUGGAAUCGACUGAACGAGAGAAAUUGCUGGGAACUUUCUGUACAUCAUUUGAACCGUAGCCUGGAAGUGGAAUUUGUUUCAAGCUCUUCGUUUGGGUUCAUCGUUACAUGCAUUGGAGCAUUCAUUUCUUCUAGGUACUUCAGUUUGGCCGAUUCAAUACUCCUGGUCUAAUGGAUUUCUCUAUAUAUGAUAGAUAAUCAGUCGCGAAAACAAAGAUUUUUUUUUGUGCCGCGUCCUCCCGCGCCCUCAUCGAGAAAUCAUCAAGCUCAUAAACAUAGGCAAAGUGCCAUUUGAUGAGUAACUAAAAACAAGUACUGAAGAAGAUCAGUCAGCAUAUAUCUCGCGAAGCCGACUACGGAUGGGCUGAUGGGUAUUGCGCCCCUUAACUCGAUAAUCUGCAAG
Marchantia polymorpha subsp. ruderalis is the source of this 1142-nucleotide messenger RNA. Lineage: Eukaryota; Viridiplantae; Streptophyta; Marchantiopsida; Marchantiales; Marchantiaceae. The record is from the annotation of a GenBank genome assembly.